Postia placenta MAD-698-R-SB12 is the source of this 645-nucleotide messenger RNA. RefSeq lists its product as hypothetical. The transcript is spliced from 4 exons. Gene Ontology annotation, cellular component: cytoplasm. The coding region runs from base 1 to 645 and encodes 214 amino acids. Gene Ontology annotation, molecular function: glutathione transferase activity; glutathione binding. NCBI's taxonomy places the organism in Eukaryota, Fungi, Basidiomycota, Agaricomycetes, Polyporales, Adustoporiaceae. The record is from RefSeq and is a predicted model, not a curated record.
AUGGCCAUCAAGCUCUACGGCUUCCCGCCCUCACACGCAACGCGCCGCGUUGCGCUCAUCUUCAAGGAGCUCGCCCUCCCGUACGAGCUCGUCCCUGUCGACAUGCUCAAGGACGAACACAAGGCUGCGCCGUAUCUUGCGCACCAGCCGUUUGGCCAGGUGCCGUACAUUGACGACGGAGGCUUCCAGCUCUUCGAGAGCCGCGCGAUCGCGCGCUACCUUGUAACGAAGUACGGCGGUGCGGGGCAGACACUGCUGCCAAGCCGCGCGGACGUAGAGGCGUCGGCGCGCUUCGAGCAGGCGGCGAGCGUUGAGCUGAGCAACUUCGACCCGUACAUGAAUGCGCUUUCGUGGGAGGUAAUCUUCAAGAAAUACGCUGGGGGCACAACCGACGAGGUCGUCGUCGCCAGCCUCGUCCAGACGCUGAACAGCAAGCUGGAUGCGUAUGAGAUCCUGCUGUCGAAGUCCAAGUACCUCGCCGGUGACACCAUUACGCUGGCAGAUCUGUUCCACCUGCCGUUCGGGAACACGCUGGGACUCAUGGGUUAUGACCUUCUCACGACCGAGUCCAGACCAAAUGUCGCCAGGUGGUGGAAAGACAUUAGCUCGCGCCCAUCAUGGCAGGCCGUCAAAGAGCAAGCAUGA